UUUCGAAACUAACCUAAAAUUAUUUGUAUAGUAACAAUUCCUUAAAAAUACACGUCAGAAGUAAACUAAAGUGCGUGGGAUUUAAAUAAAAAGAGGUCAAUCUGCAUACUCUUAUAAUUACUCUCUUCAGAAGUCCAUAUUUAUUUUACUAAUUUGGUCAAUGAUGUCCUUUAAAAACUAUUUAAUACUCGUUUGUGUAAUAACUGUUGUAGUGGUUGCUACCGCAAGUGAUAAUGAAGACUUUUAUAAAUUAUUAAAUGUAGCAAGAGAUGCGACAAGUAAAGAAAUUAGACAGGCUUUUAAGAAAUUAGCCGUUAAAUUACAUCCAGAUAAAAAUAAGGAUGACAAGGAUGCUGAGACUAAAUUUAUAAGAAUAACUAAAGCUUAUGAGAUAUUAAAGGAACCAGAGUCACGGAAAAAGUAUGAUCUGUAUGGUGACACAGGAGAAGACAAGAAACACAAUUAUCACAGUUAUACAUAUUACAGAGAUGUUUUUGGUAUUUACGAUGAUGAUCCUUUGAUAACAACUUUAAGUAGGGCAGAUUAUGAACUUAGUAUAAUCGACAGUAGUCAAGCAUGGUUUGUUAAUUUUUACUCACCCCAUUGUCAUCACUGUCAUGAAUUAGCACCUACUUGGAGAAAACUUGCCAGGAAUUUGGAAGGUGUUGUUAGAAUUGCAGCAGUUAAUUGUGAAGAGGAUUGGAUGAUUUGUCAUGAAUUAUCAAUAGAUUCCUAUCCAACUUUAUUGUUUUAUGAAAAGGCUGCUAGAUUAUUUGAUGGCCAGUUCUACAAUGGAAAACGCACAUUAGAAGAUUUAGAAGACUUUGUAAUUUCCAAACUUACUGCAGAUGUUGUUCCCAUUCAAGAUGAAAUUUGGGACUCAGAUGAAUUUAAAAAACAGCCUUGGCUACUGCUGCUUUGUCCUCCUAAUAAUCCUAAUUGUCCUGAAAGAAAUUCACAAAUUAAAUUAGCUACAUCAUUGGAAGGUUUAAUGUCUGUUGGAUUGAUAAAAGACAAAGAGCUUUCUAAGAAAUUUACAUCUGAUUACAUAAAAAAUCCAAUAGUGUUUUGGCAAUUGACUGAAUUUUCAGAGAUUCACAUUGUAGGUGGAAGUGAUUUCAAAGAAAUUGUUGAAAAUGUUUUAAGUCUUCUUCCUGAUUUGCAGCACUUAAAUGAUGAAGCUUUUUCAGAUGCUCGCACUAGACUCAGAUUGGGUUCAGACAAACCGUGGCUAAUAUGCUUCUAUAUGGGCACUGCAACUCAACUAAAUCUACACCUGAAACGUUUACCAGCUGUUUUACCCCAUAUGAAUCUCGGUAUGAUACACUGUGGAAAAAAUGCUGACUUAUGUUCAAGCCUUCAUGUUAACCAUUAUCCUGCUUGGGGUGUCUUGAAAUCAGGAGGCGCAUUUGAAUUACACCAUGGCCAAAACGGGUUCCACGAAAUUGUUACUUUCGCUAAAGACAGCAGUAAAUCAACUAAUUUACAUGCCCUUUCACCCGCUGAUUUUUAUACCAUUGUGAAAGACGGAAGUGGCGCUUGGUUUAUUGACUGGUACGCCCCUUGGUGUCCUCCCUGUAAGAGAUUAAUGCCCGAAAUAAGAAAAGCUAGUCAACAUUUCUCUCCUGAGAACGUUAAAUUUGGUACAAUCGAUUGCACACUUCACACGAAUUUGUGUAGUAGAGAGGGUGUUAUGUCGUAUCCUACCACCACUUGGCACAACGGAAGCAAAGUGCAUCAUUUUCGUGGCGUUUUGAAUGAGAGAGGCAUAAUCGAAUUUGUUGAGGACAUGCUAAACCCUAAAGUCAUUGAGCUGGAUAGUUCUACAUUUGGUAGACUGGAAACUAAACCAGAAAAUGAAAUGUGGUUGGUAGAUUACUAUGCCCCGUGGUGCAACCCUUGCCAGAUGUUAGCUCCAGAACUGAGAAAGCUAGCAAAACAAAUUGCAGAUAUAGAUUACAUAAAAAUCGCUCAAGUUGAUUGUGACGCAAAUCCAGAACUGUGUUCAGCCCAGAAUGUUAGGGCUUAUCCCACCAUAAGACUGUACCCUUUGGGUUCGAAGGGAAUGAAUACCGUGGCAAUUUAUAAUAGCCACAGGGAUGCAAUGAGCAUGAAAAGUUGGCUUACAGGAUUUUUACCUUCAACUGUAGAAAAAUUGGACGCGAAAUCCUUUAAGAAGAAAAUCCUAUGGAAGAGCUACGUCUUGCCAUGGUUAAUAGACUUCUAUGCACCUUGGUGUCAUCACUGCAUACACUUUGAACCAAACUUUAUUGCUACAGCACUAGCCUUAGAAGGUGUUGUAAAGAGUGGAAAAGUAGACUGUGAAACUGAAAGGGUGUUAUGCAGGGAAUUAAAGGUAACCAGUUAUCCUACUGUGAUAUUAUAUUUAUCACCCAAUGAAAGAGUUUUUAUCGAUUCACAAGACAAAUCUAAAAUUAUUUCAUUGGUCAAAGAACACAUUAAGAAAGGCAAACAAUAUGUAAAGGAUGAACUUUAAACCAAUUUUAUUUUAGUUUUCAUUUCUAAACUAAUGCCAAAGUAUUUAUUGUGGUUUCUUUUUUCUACUUUUUUUGCGAAGUUAUAUAAUUAUAUCUA
Messenger RNA from Agrilus planipennis (emerald ash borer), 2595 nucleotides. RefSeq names its product dnaJ homolog subfamily C member 10-like. The transcript has 13 exons. The record is from RefSeq and is a predicted model, not a curated record. The coding region runs from base 161 to 2497 and encodes 778 amino acids. NCBI's taxonomy places the organism in Eukaryota, Metazoa, Arthropoda, Insecta, Coleoptera, Buprestidae.